AUGGCCGCGGAUCGGCGCCCCAAGGGAGCCACUCUGGACUUGAGGCACCGGCUGCUCAGCUCUUCCUGCAGACUCUUUUUUCCCGAGGACCCUGUUAAGAUUAUCCGAAGCCAAGGGCAGUACCUGUACGAUGAGCAAGGGCGAGAGUUCCUGGACUGUAUCAACAACGUAGCUCAUGUCGGUCACUGCCAUCCCACUGUGGUCCAAGCCGCACACGAACAGAACCUGAUACUCAACACCAACAGCCGAUACCUUCACGACAACAUCGUGGACUAUGCCCAGAAGCUGUCGGAGACCCUGCCGGAGGAGCUCUCUGUGUUUUAUUUCCUGAAUUCUGGGUCAGAAGCCAACGACCUGGCCUUGAGACUGGCUCGCCAGUGCACAGGACACCAGGACGUGGUGGUAUUAGACCAUGCUUAUCACGGUCACCUGAGCUCCUUGAUCGACAUCAGUCCCUACAAGUUCCGAGACCUGGAUGGCCAGAAGGAAUGGGUCCAUGUGGCUCCUCUCCCAGACACCUACCGGGGCCCCUACCGAGAGGACCACCCCAAUCCAGCAGAGGCCUAUGCCAGCGAGGUGAAGCAAGUGAUCAGCAUCGCACAGGAGAAGGGCAGGAAGCUCGCUGCCUUCUUCGCUGAGUCUCUGCCCAGUGUGGGCGGGCAGGUCAUUCCCCCUGCUGGCUACUUCUCCCAGGUGGCAGAGCAUAUUCGCAAGGCUGGAGGGCUCUUUGUCGCAGAUGAGAUCCAGGUUGGUUUUGGCCGAGUAGGCAAGCACUUUUGGGCCUUCCAGCUGGAAGGGGAAAACUUCGUCCCUGACAUUGUCACCAUGGGAAAGUGCAUCGGCAAUGGUCACCCUGUUGCCUGUGUGGCCACUACCCAAGCUGUGUCAAGGGCAUUUGAAGCCACUGGUGUAGAAUACUUCAAUACGUUUGGUGGCAACCCAGUGUCCUGUGCUGUGGGGCUGGCAGUCCUGGAUGUCUUGAAAACAGAGCAGCUCCAGGCUCAUGCCGCUAAUGUGGGCAGUUUCCUAAUGGAGCACCUCAACCAACAGAAAGCCAAGCAUCCUAUCAUUGGAGAUGUCAGGGGCUCUGGGCUCUUCAUCGGUGUGGAUCUGAUCAAAGAUGAGACCCUGAGGACACCAGCAACUGAAGAGGCAGAAUACUUGGUCUCCAGGCUGAAGGAGAACUACAUUUUACUGAGCACUGAUGGCCCUGGGAGGAAUGUCCUCAAGUUCAAGCCUCCAAUGUGCUUCAGCCUGGACAACGCACAGCAUGUAGUAGCAAAGAUGGAUGACAUUCUAACGGACAUGGAAGAAAAAGUAAGAAGUUGUAAAACACUGAAGAUCCAGCCCAACUCAGUCAAGCACCUUUCAGAAGAAACUCAACCUACUCAAAUACAACAGGAUGAAAAGUUGACCUCCACCUUACAGAUAAAGCAAGUGUAAGGCUUUGUUUAAAGCCAUACUGCCUGCCACCGUCCCUAAGCAUUGGCCCUUUGAGAGAUCAGCUUCACAUCUAAAUACGAACAAGACUCAGUCAGACUCACUUUUAUGUCUGAAAACUUUGAAGGGGAUGUGUGUGUGUGUAUAUAUAUAUAUAUUUUUUUUUUGGUUUUUCGAGACAGGGUUUCUCUGUGGCUUUGGAGCCUGUCCUGGAACUAGCUCUGUAGAGCAGGCUGGUCUCGAACUCAGAGAUCCGCCUGCCUCUGCCUCCCAAGUGCUGGGAUUAAAGGCGUGCGCCACCAUC
Chionomys nivalis (European snow vole) is the source of this 1744-nucleotide messenger RNA. RefSeq names its product 5-phosphohydroxy-L-lysine phospho-lyase (gene Phykpl). Gene Ontology annotation, cellular component: mitochondrion. The transcript has 13 exons. Gene Ontology annotation, molecular function: transaminase activity; pyridoxal phosphate binding. Lineage: Eukaryota; Metazoa; Chordata; Mammalia; Rodentia; Cricetidae. The coding region runs from base 1 to 1443 and encodes 480 amino acids. The record is from RefSeq and is a predicted model, not a curated record.